CAUCCACACAAACUCCCUCAGAGGCUACUCAUAUUCAAAAGCUAGUACAACCUACUGCUCCUCCACCGGAGCUCGCCAGGGUGCUGAGGAAGAAUGAGAGCGCUGCAUUUUGGCAUUUUCACGAUUCCUCCCACCAUCGUGUAAAGACCUCCAAGCGGCCAUGUACUAGGGCCCAGUCUCAUUGCGAGUCAACACUCGUGCAGUGCCAAUGCGCCAUCGUCGUACCGACAUCAGGAGACCCUCAUCAUGUUCCUUUGCCAUCCACCAGGGGAGUCGAGGACGGAUCUCAUAGUGCUCUUGUGGAUAAUAUGGGACCAGAUCAUGCUGCCCAUCAUCAACGUCCUCAAGCACGUCCUCAAACUAACAUGCCGCUCUCGAAUCCAGUUGUGUCCGACUGCAGCUUUCACGUCUAUUCCUCUCCAUGCAGCUCACCCGUUUCAAACAAAGGCAGAUCGUUUGAGGAAGGAGCUAUGCCUCGAAGAUCUCUUUAUUUAUUCUUACAUGCCGUCACUUUCACUUUCGGCUCUGAUCAGACCUAGACAGUUGAUGAAGAAGUGCGUGCCUCCGUUCUUUGUGGCGAUCGGACAGGGUCAACCGGGUGCAGGGAAAGGCAAGGCGCUCUUGGCCGUUGACAGCGAGCUAGGACCCAAAGCAGCCUUACAAUUCGCAUUUCAUCAUGAGAGACGAAUGUUCGCAGGCUUACGAUCCUCUCUGAAACGGUCACUCUGAUAGUUUGUAUGUAGCUUAUUUUGUACUUAGUACAGUAAUCCAUCUGCACAUCUGCGCCUCUUCACCUUCCC
This is a messenger RNA of Suillus discolor, 800 nucleotides long. RefSeq lists its product as uncharacterized. The record is from RefSeq and is a predicted model, not a curated record. Lineage: Eukaryota; Fungi; Basidiomycota; Agaricomycetes; Boletales; Suillaceae. The coding region runs from base 247 to 729 and encodes 160 amino acids. The transcript is spliced from 2 exons.